Molecule: messenger RNA, 3919 nt
Organism: Amoebophrya sp. A25
Lineage: Eukaryota; Dinophyceae; Syndiniales; Amoebophryaceae
Source: the annotation of a GenBank genome assembly
AGCCACGACCUUUUCUACGUCCUGAGGUCACGUAGAUGUAGAACGAGAACGUAGCGAUUCUACUCUCUGAGUUGCAUUUGUAGUGACAUACUCCUACCUCUGUGGUGAGGUGCUUCUACAACUUUCUGAGGUGCACUAGCUGUAGUGAUCGUCUACUGACGCCUUACUUACCUCCAGAGGUGUACGUUUAGCAGGUAGGUAUGAAGCGAGUUUCUUUCGCACCUUGUAGCAGUGCUACAGCAUCCUCUUCGACCUCCAGAAACCGUUUCUGUUUUCCUACCCAUCGCUCCAGUGAAGCCAGAUCAGAGGCGAGUAAUGCCACCAGUAAGCGAAGCUAUCAUACCUGCUUGGAGUUACGGGUUUCUCGACGUCAUUACACACUUCUACUACGCACAACCAUAUUAAACGGUGCUUAUACCAAAGUAUAUUACUUAAAUAUAGAAGGAGAGGUAUGCUGGGAUUUUAAACGCUAGAAGUAGCAUACAGAUUCAGUCGCUUUCUAAUUUUCGAAGGUGGGCAGCUGUCAGGAGAUGACGACGACGUCCUGAUGGAGGAUGCAAGAUCGGAUGAGGAAUUUCCAGAGACAUUUAGUAUGGGAGAACGGUGUGGUCGCUCUCAAGCGGACGUAGCAAUGGACUUUGCUGAAGAUGGAGAGGAAGCAGAGCCCUCACUUCCAAAAAGUGUUGUUAAGGCUUGUUCCCUAAUCCAUCUUCGGAGGCUUCCUGGGGACGUUUUUCAAGGGGAGCAGGCGUCUAGGAUGCGGCCCGAGAUGGAUUAGUGCGGGCUCUAAUAGUGAUUCCUCCGUAACCUUUCAACACAGAAUAGAAGAACACGAUCCAGGAGUAGAACCCCCACUAUCUCCCAGUCUGAAGAAGUACAAGCGUGACGACAGUGUGAUGCCACCACUACGCUUCGGGUUGCUCCGGCAGGAAGAUAUAUUAUGGUCGUGGUCGGCUUUUGAUAAUUUUAUACAUAUCUAUCGCCUGCUCAACUAGUGCAUCUCUUUGGUAAGGGUAUCACUUUGUCGUUCGCAUAUUGAAAGAACACAUCGUCAAGGGAAAAGAAGCGUACCGAGAUCAAGAUGUAAAGACGGAGAUACACAAAGUUAAACAAGAUAAACAUACAGCCCCACUUUUCUAUCUCUCUAAAGAUAGAGAUGCUAUCUCUCUCCCCAUCCCCAUUGAAUCGCUUGAAGCGUCGACGACGCUUACGAUCUCCUGGCAGCGUCCCUGCGAAAUCGUCGAAAAAAAGACUCACAAGGGACUCACUGUUGUUAUGCUUGCUACAGUCAUGCUCAUCUAGUCAAUGCAGAUUCUUUGCGAGUAAUAAAUGAAUGAAAAGAAAAGUGAGUAGUUUGUUAAUAUCUAUUAUAAGUAAGGCUCACGUGUUUGCAACGGUUUUAGAAUUAACGGGACUGCUCUUACUGCAUAGAGAAAUUUAUUGGAAGAUGAAUAUGAGUAGAUUAAAGUAUAACUAAGUACUAGGCGGGAAGAAAGUAAAUGAAGAUAAAGCAAGGGUAGUUGUUCGUAGUUGCGCUUCACAAUUUGACACACUGCUGGAACUGUUUUGUCCCGCCUUUAGGUUAGUAGUACUAAAUGCGACACCAUGAUGAUGAUCAACACGACAUGCCCAUUAUCGUAUAAUCCUAGUUGACUUUUUUACCUUUAACCUUUUCCGCCUUAGUUCGGAAACCGCCAGACUUCUCCAAGGAACGAGAGCAAGUUGCGAGGAAAAGGAUGAGCAGGGUAAUGAGAACCACGAGUACAACUGGGAGAGGUACUUCUAGCAGACCUAGCAGAGUCGGAGUAUCAAAGAUCGAGAUUGACCACUCAUCUGUAACCUCAUCUUCUUCCUCUAGCACCGCAACCUCAACUACAGUGUCACCAAGACACAACGACUCAACAGCAUCUUCGUUUCUAGGUGGGACAACCAAUGCCAAUACCAACACCAAUACCAAUAUCAAUACCAAUACUGAAGUAGGGACAUCAACGGCGAGUAGAGAGGCGAAGAGGUGGACUAGCACACUUGUGCAAGAUCUCCAUGGGGAACCACGCACGAGGCAAGAACUACGUGAAGAGCAUCAUCGACAACUAAGAAUGGAAAGUGACGCAAGCAGUCCUCUAUCACCCCCACGUCCGGCCAGAAAAAACGACCAGAACGCACACGACCAGACGGGACCUGGUGAAGACACGAUGACACCGAUAAUGUCACCUGCAAGUAGGAGGAGAAGUCACGUUCCUACACCCAGGUCCGAGAGAAAAUGGGAGUCAUUUAGAGUGCGGGAAUUAAAGCAACUACUGGAAGGAAGGGGCAUCCACGUGCCAAGUGGCUUAGAAAAACGUGACCUCGUCGAAAUUUUGACGAAAAACACACUAGCACUCAGAGGCGCGGGGGAAGAACUUAGGAGAGGGGCGGGGCAAAAUACUUGUUGUACUGCUACUGGAAGUUGGAAUUGUAGCACGACAGCUUCGGAACAUCAUUUUUCUAGGACUAGUUCUAGUAGCACCUUCUGGAGCAAAAAUGCUGGGACAGCUACAACGUCAACAACAGCAAGUAGGACCAAAGACAAUUGCGGCCCUGGUGCGAUAUUCGCUGGUGGUGGUGGCGUUGGUGCUGUGACGGCAGACAUGAGGAGGAAGCAGAUAUCUAGGAUAUUAGCAGUACCCACUACGCCAACAACGCGUGGCAUUCGAGAGUUUCUGGCAGCAACGUCAGUACGGAGAAGGGAGACUGAGUACUGUAGUUGAGUGUGUGUGUUGCUUCUUUCAUCCUUCUAUCCUUUUAUCUUCCUUCAUACUGCUUUUUGAAGUUGUGAUAAACUAUUCAGUUUUUGUUCGAUAUUCAUUCUGACGAUACGCAUGAUGACGAUCCUCUUCCACCUCCACGUACUCGAGAAACCUUAUGCGUUUAGCUUUAGUCUAUGUCUUUCAUCAAAUAAUAACAUGAUUAAAUGACCCCACAACUGCACCUGCACCUCUACUUCUCCAGUUGGGCUUGGGCCGUGCUUGAGUUGCAAUAUACGAGCAGCUUAGAGGAGAUACGCAGGGCAGUGAAAGCUUUGUUAAGGGUUGCCACAUUACAUCCUUCACUAGCAUCCCUGACAGGUCUUUUUUCAGUAAGAAAGGACUCAGGGACGACGUGUUGGGGAAAGGGAAUGUAAUUCCGGAACCUCUAACUUUGAGGAUACUGGUGCAUCCAGAUAAGCUGCCACCAGGGGACAGACACGCAGCAGAGCUUGCCUUCAAACGUGUGGAAACGGCAGUUAUGAUUGCUUAAAGUCAAAUAAAUGAUUGUUAAGCUGCAGUUACGAUUAGAUAGUAAGCAUUAGCUGCCGUUAAGAACAGAAAUUGCUUUCGUCACUAUUUUGUGACGUUCAACAACCAACACCAUACUCUUUUCACCUCUCAUAUCACAGGCAGCUGCGUUGAAAGAAGUGCGGAGUUAUGGCUCGUUUUGGCCCAGAUUCUAGUGUAGAUUGAGAAAACCAAAACUACCUUGUCCAUGUCCCUCAGCAGAGGCAAAUGCUCAAGGAAGGACACCGUUCGCUCCAGCUUUUGAAUAUAACGAAAAGGUGCUACUCGUCAGAAUCAAGAACAUAGUAACUCUAACAACUCAUUCGUAGCUCAUCAUCGAGUCUUUCAAGUUCAACUACAUCAAAGAAUUAUACUCGAACACGAGUAGAUACUUCUCCAUGUCCAAUCCCAGGAGGUCCAGCUAGGUUUACAGCAUGAGAAUAACUUUUUAUUUUGCAAGAGUAUCAUGUAAAUGAAUACCAUUUCAGCGUCGCCGUAACGUAUCAUGAAAUCAACGACCCUUCCCUUCAUACGCACACUUUUUGACAACAUCACUGAUUUCAUCGCAACAAACGAAAAUAUUGAGUUCGAGAACCAAAAUGUUCGAUAGUAGUCUCAAGGCAUGC